Molecule: messenger RNA, 4531 nt
Organism: Phymastichus coffea
Lineage: Eukaryota; Metazoa; Arthropoda; Insecta; Hymenoptera; Eulophidae
Gene: nrm
Product: hemicentin-1
Exons: 22
Coding region: 203-4396 (1397 amino acids)
Source: RefSeq, a predicted model, not a curated record
CCGCGCGCACGGCACCCGCAGUAAAAGUGAGGAGGUGCGCCGACAACAUGCCGUGACACAAACCACGUUCUUUGGGCAGCCUCCUGCAUACGCGAACCGCGUAUGUUUCUCGCGAGUGUGUGGCUUUAGUUUCUUUUGGUUUUUGUUAUUGUUGUUGCUGCUGCUGCAUCUGCGCCGCUGCUCUUGGUUCCUGUAAAACAGAAUGACAGAUAUAACGAUGCCGAGCAUCAAAGGGCCAAUGGCCUUGCUCCUCUUGCUCUUCUGCGUUGUACUCGUCCAGCCAGGUGUCAAAGGAAGCGGCGAGGCGUGGCUGAAGAGCGAGAAACACGCAGAUCUGGGCAGUGAGAUCCAACUACCUUGCAUACUCAAGCUGCCCCAGUGCAUCGGUCUGCACAGCAUUAAAUGGUACCAAGGCAACGAGCGCAUCUUCGUGUACAGUGCCGAAGGAGCCGAAACUCUUGCUACCGACGAAGUCGCCUCUAGGAUGUCGAUGAUCGUACCGAAAGACAACGUGACCAAGUCGUACUUGAAGAUCACCAAUUUGACACUCGAUGACGAGGCGCUGUACAAAUGCGAGGUGACAUACUUAGCCGUCAAUAGAGAAUGCAACAAUGUGCAACACAUCACUCUCAACGUCACUGUGGCACCUACCUCGGUACGAGUGGUGGACGAAAGCACGAAACAGACUUUGGAGGACGGACGCGUGCUGGGUCCAGUGAUCGAGGGUUCCUCGAUAGCACUGAGAUGCGAAAGCGGCAAAGGCAGACCUGUGCCGACUGUCGAGUGGUACAACGGUAACACUAAACUCAAGUCGAAAAGUUCGUCGGAACUGGAGGAACACGAAAUCGGCACAGGAAGUGGCACACUUAAUCUUGUGGUCGCACGUAGUGAAUUAGGCGCCACUUUUAGCUGCAAGGUUAGCAGCUUAGCACUCGCCGAACCUCUUAAAAUAGACAUCAAAUUAGACGUGCAUGUGCGCCCGAUGAAAAUGGACAUCAAAGGUGUGGUAGGCCACGUGAUCCAAGGUUCCAAGGUAUUGCUACAGUGCGAAGUGCAGGGUGCCCGACCACCAGCCAACGUCACUUGGUAUAACGGCACCGAGAUCCUACAUCGUAAUAGUAGUCGGCUCGAUAUGUACGAGACUAAGUUCACCGACAACGACGACGGAACCACGCAGACUAACAGUUUCCUCGCGUUCACUGCAUCUGAGCACGACAACGGCCGUAAGUUCAGCUGCAUGGCGAUCAAUCCGGUCAUGCUAAAGGAAGGGAGUCAGCCAAUGAAGGAUACCGUCAUCAUCGAAGUGAUGUAUCCUCCAAUCGUCCGGAUGAACCCAAGCAAUAUAACAGUAAACGAGACCGAGGACUUUCAGUUAUAUUGCGAGUACGAAGCUAACCCAGCCACCCUCAUAAACGUAGUAUGGCAACGAGACGGAAAGAACUUGACGCUGAGCAACGAGCGCUACGAAGGCGGUACGACCGAACUCACGGCCUUACUUGUCAAAAAUGCCACUGCCGAGGAUAUUGGCAAGUACACGUGUAUACUGGAAAAUGACUUUGGUACAUCGAGCUCCAAGGAAUACAUCGACGUGUCCGUAUUGUUUCGGCCGAUAGUGGAGGUGACAAUGGAGCCGAGCACACCGAUUAACGAAGCAGUACGUUCGAACGUCUCACUGAGCUGUGACGUGGUGACAGGUAAUCCUGUAUAUCUGGUGGCAGUGCGAUGGUAUCUCGACGGCGAGUUACUUAAGGAGUUACCCGACUGCACACCGCGUGGCAACGCCACUGUCGCCGAGGAAUUCUGCGACAUCGACCCAAGCAAACUACUAUUGGAAUCGGUCGGCAGGUCCUUCCAUGGCAACUACUCCUGUGAAGGCAAAAACGACGCUGGCUGGGGUCCUAUAUCUACUAACAAGCCUCUCAUCGUUCAUUAUAAGCCGGGACCAGCAUCGAUAUCGUACGAGCCAAGACGAGUAGUGAAGAAGCGACCACUCAACAUAACAUGCGUGGUAAAGGAUCCUGGCCGACCAGCUGCCGCGGGCUUCAAGUGGUUUCGUGGCUCUCAUCGACUUACCGAGAUCACCAGUGCCGUUUAUAGGAUCGAAAAGGCUCGACUGGAAUAUCGCGCAAACUAUACCUGCAUGGCCUACAACGAGGCGGGCGAUGGUGACCCCGCAUCUAUCUUCGUUAAUAUCUCGUCGCCGCCAGCCUUCAUAAAAAAACUGCCGCAGCUGAAGGGCUUUGUGUUCAAUGCCACGAGUGCCAGUUUGGACUGUCACGUGGAGUGCUCGCCACUUUGCGAAGUCGUCUGGAUGAAGAACAACAAAACCAUAGACUUCGCAAGAACGAGGCAUUACUACGUGGAGAACAGACAUACGGCACCAAACCUCGGCUCCGAUGACUUUGAAAGUAUCAACUCGUCGCUGCAUUGGAAUCUCACGGCGUGGACGGCGGGUCAACUGGACCGGGAAACUGACAAUGACGUUACCUUUACCUGUAUGAGUACCUCUAAUGGUAUAGGACCUGGUGUCGCCAGCACUGUCAAAAUUGAAGUCUACUUUCCACCGGAGAAUGUAAUGAUUCCGAAGAAAUCGAUAGACGUGACAGAGGAAAAUAUACCCGAAGCAGUAACUUGUAACGCGAUGGCACGUCCAGAUCCUCAAUAUCGGUGGUAUCGCGAAGACAAACCCGAGAAAAUAGUAUCCGAGGAUUCAAUUCUAAGCUUUAAACAAGGCCUCCCUCGUAGCGAAGGCGGUACAUACGUUUGCCAGGCGAGCAACAAAAUCGGCAGCGCCACGAGAACCAUCAACGUCAACGUGCAAUACAAGCCCGAGUGCCACGUGGACAAAGUAACGGACGAUGGGAAAGACUACGUGGUGUGCAGUGCCGAGGGCAAUCCGCCAAAGUACGAGUUUCGCUGGUCACUUUCCAGUGACAAUGACACGAUCGAAACGGUGCCCGUCGCCAAAGACGGCAAAAGUUACUUGCCGCUCGACGACUCUGUCUCGAACCCGAGGACCUACGUCUGCAUCGCUAACAAUACUAUUGGACCGUCCAAUCCCUGCGAACGUCACGUGCCUGCACACCAAGGACUGGAUACGACUAUUCCCUGGUGGCUGAAACUAGACGGCGAUCUAUUAGUCAUUGUUAUUGCCACAACGGUAAUAAUCAUACUGGUGAUCAUUGUCAUCUGCGUCGUCAUUUUCCUAAUGUGUCGACGUAAACACACCAAAUUAAAAUACAAUAAUCGAGUGGUCGAAUUGGAAGAACGUGAGCACCCCGAUGGCGGAUCACCAUCACCGACGACGGUAGUAGUGCAGCAGCAAUCGCAGCCCCAAGAGCCCACCUCUUCGCCAGCACCUCGCUGGCCACUGAAACCCGGUGUACUCGUGCACAUCAACAGCAUGCGCUCGGGUCUCGGUAGUCCUGAUUCAACGAGACCUUUGCAGUCGAGACAAUCGCCUCAGGAUGAUAAUGUGAUGGCAAGAACCAAUAAGAUCAGGGCGAUGUUUAGUGCACAGCUCAAGGAAUCUGACACUUUUCCUGGUAUCUCUCGCGGCAAAACAGCCGUGACGUACAAGAGAAUAGCGCCACGACCGGAGCAUGCCAGCAGCCAGCAACAGCAGCAUCAUGCCAGGAACAAUGUGUCUCGUAAGCGCAAAAAGCCUGGGGCAGACCCCAGCCAGGGAGCCCAUAGCAACCACAUGGACAGCGUCUCGGAGGGUCUGUCAGAGCCAGAAACCAAGACCUUCUACGAGAACCUGCCGUUCCACGGUAUUCAAUCGCCGCCGAACAAGACGGCCAACAGUAUCUACGACUACAAAGAGCACUAUCAGCAGGUGCAGCAGCAGCCGCCGCAUCAGCAGGUACAGCAGCAGGAGAUGCAACAGUACGGCUAUCCUCUGCCAAGCAACAGCUCUAGCCAAAUGACCUUACCCCUGACGCGCAGCCUAUACCACUCAUCGUCGGUGGUGUCCCCGUUACAAAGCUCGUACAUGCACUCGCAGCACUCGCUGAACGCGAUGAAUCUCGGCCAGUACCAAUCGGCGGACACGUCGAUCACCUCCAAUACGUUGCCCUACUCACUGGACGUGCCCGACCUGACUUACGACAGGCAGCAGCACCGCAGGCACACCAGGCGAAAGCAUCGAAGCAAGCGCAAACGCAACAAUCAAUGCAGCGGUGUCGCCGUCAAUAACGAGACGACGAGCUUCGAGCUCGGCAUGCCCGAGAGCUACAAGAUCUCGUAUCCGCAUUAUUACGAGGAUGCCUACGCUUCAGACGCCGAGGCGCAACCUCAGCAAGCCCAGCAGCAGCAGCAGCAGCAGCAGCAGUCUCGCAAGCCGAUCAAGAGCCGUUCAAGCCGGAGUUCACUGAUUUGGACUACGCCGACGUAGACUACCGCUCGUACGGGCCAAUAAACUACAAAGCAGCAAGUAUCGCGUUACUGCAGCGACGACAACAGCAACAUCAGCAGCAGUUGCAGCAGCGAGACGAGCGUCGUCCUCAAAUGUACGGCAUGUCCGAUGAGA